This is a messenger RNA of Myotis lucifugus (little brown bat), 1818 nucleotides long. Its product is annotated as dihydropyrimidinase-related protein 1. Gene Ontology annotation, cellular component: cytosol. Gene Ontology annotation, molecular function: hydrolase activity, acting on carbon-nitrogen (but not peptide) bonds, in cyclic amides. NCBI's taxonomy places the organism in Eukaryota, Metazoa, Chordata, Mammalia, Chiroptera, Vespertilionidae. The record is from RefSeq and is a predicted model, not a curated record. The annotation marks the transcript as partial. The transcript is spliced from 6 exons.
CUCCUCUCUUUUUUUUGCAACCAUAUCCACACCAAGACCACUCGCUCUUAACCGCGCGCUUGCGUUUGUCCCCAGGCCCCCUCGUGUUCGGCGAGCCCAUCGCUGCCAGCCUGGGCACGGACGGCACCCACUACUGGAGCAAGAACUGGGCCAAGGCGGCGGCCUUCGUGACCUCCCCGCCCCUGAGCCCGGACCCCACCACGCCCGACUACCUGACCUCCCUGCUGGCCUGCGGAGACCUGCAGGUCACGGGCAGCGGCCACUGUCCCUACAGCACCGCCCAGAAGGCGGUGGGCAAGGACAACUUCACCCUCAUCCCCGAGGGCGUCAACGGCAUCGAGGAGCGGAUGACCGUCGUCUGGGACAAGGCGGUGGCCACAGGCAAAAUGGACGAGAACCAGUUUGUGGCGGUCACCAGCACCAACGCGGCCAAGAUCUUCAACCUGUACCCCAGGAAAGGGCGGAUCGCCGUGGGCUCGGACGCCGACGUGGUCAUCUGGGACCCCGACCGGGUGAAGACCAUCACGGCCAAGAGCCACAAGUCGGCUGUGGAGUACAACAUCUUCGAGGGCAUGGAGUGCCACGGCUCCCCGCUGGUGGUCAUCAGCCAGGGCAAGAUCGUCUUCGAGGAUGGCACCAUCAGCGUCAGCAAGGGCAUGGGCCGCUUCAUCCCCCGGAAGCCUUUCCCCGAGCACCUCUACCAGCGCGUCAGGAUCAGGAGCAAGGUCUGUGGAUUGCAAGGGGUCCCCAGGGGCAUGUACGACGGUCCCGUGUACGAGGUGCCAGCCACGCCCAAAUAUGCAACUCCCGCUCCUUCUGCCAAAUCCUCGCCUUCCAAACACCAGCCUCCGCCCUUCAGGAACCUGCACCAGUCCAACUUCAGCCUGUCCGGUGCCCAGACAGAUGACAACAACCCCAGGCGCACGGGCCACCGCAUCGUGGCGCCCCCUGGUGGCCGCUGCAACAUCACCAGCCUCGGUUGACCACAGAGAAGCGGAUGCGCUGGAGUGGAGGAUUCUGGGAAAAUCAUGUCCAUUCCUUCCCCCGUCGGUGUGUUCCAAGCCCAGUGUUUCAUUUGGUCCCGACGGGGGACACAUCGGAUGAUGCUCUUUCCUUUUGCUGACGUUUAGGAAGACGUGGUACUAGUGUGGUCUGUUUGCUUGGAAAUCCCUCGCCCCGCAGGUGUGUCCAGCCGUCUGUACCGCCCCUCCCACCUCUGUCCCGGCUCACGGUCCCCGAGUGGUUCCCUUGCACCCUCGUAGCUGUUCUAGGGUAGUUGAUGCAUGUUGCUAAGUUACGUAUGCAAGUCUGUGCGAGCGUCUGACGGCACACGAGGACCGACCGGACACAAGGUCUGGCCUCGGGCCCUCAGGGUCCCAAACUCCACGAGAAGGUGUUUACUCAUCGCCCCCACGCCCCCCGACCCCCCGGCACCUGUGAGCUCCCGGAAGGCGGGGAGCUUUGAGCAACGCCUGCCAUCCGCACCCCGUGCCCCGGCCUCCGCGGCACGUGCCCCUGGCCCUGACGCCUUUCGGUCAGCGUGCUGUCCUCCCAGCCAGCUCUGGGCGUCGGCCGCGCCGGACUCACACUCAGAACGGGGUCCCUCGUCCCCAUGCAGGGCCGACGACCGUGGGGGAUGCUGCUUCCGGCUGCCCGUGUCCUCGUCCCUCUGAGGGGCUGACGGGGCAGCCAGAUUUUUAACGUUUUGUACGGAGUUUUCCUUUGUAAUCACCCCCAUUUUUACUUAAUAACCGACUUAUCGUGGCUCUUAUUUCUGAAUUCAAAGCUUGUGGAAAAUAAAAGGAACGGCCCCUGGCC